GUUGUCUCCAAAAAAACUUUUUUUUUUUCUUCCGCUCUCUUACCUCAUUUCAGUUUCUAGUUCAGCUUUUCGUAUCGGCUGUUUUCUCACACAGGCUGGUUUUUACCAGUCGGACUAAAGGCUCAGAAUUUCUUUGAAACUUUUUCAGCAAAACAUAAAACAGCAUUCAAACAGAAAGAAACAGAAUGCCAGCUUGCAAGAUCCUCUUUUUUCUUCUUGCACUGUUCAUAUCGUGUGGCCAAUGUAAUGAGCUCAAGUAUGGUCAAGUCGGGGGUGAGGUUUCCAUGGAUUGUGGAGUAUCUCAGAACAGUGAUGUAGAAUGGAAAUUGGACAACACUCUCAUCUUGAAAAUUGAUGGCAAAACUGGAACUAGUCGGAAGGGUCCUUCCCAUAUUAAGAAUAGAGCAAAUGCAAGUGGAGGAAAAUUGAAGGUUUCCAAACUAGAGACAAGAGACGCUGGAGUUUAUUCCUGCAGUCAGACAGGGAAACGAUACACUUUGCAUAUUGUGUCAGUCUCAGUCUUUGCUAAACCAGGCCCAGUGCUGGUGCAGUCUAGCAGUGCAGAGCUGCACUGCGACAUUACAGGACACCCAGACACUGAAGUACAGUGGAUGAGUCCCUCUAAUGAUAAAAAAGAUGAUAAAAAACAAGUAAUUCACCUGAAGUCUGUGACUUCAAAAGAUGAUGGCCAGUGGACAUGUCUGAUCAAGGAUGACUUGAAGUUCAGUUUAAAAUUGACUGUUGUUGGUCUCCAGACCACAGCUGUUGAAGUUUCUGAAGGAGGCAAAAUAGUGCUGCCCUGUUCUCUUCCUCAGCGUGUAUCUCAACGUGUUGUGGGUGGGAAAUGGACGGCUGACCACCUCCCCACAGUCUCUUUCCCGACCUUGAAGAACACGGAAACCAAAGGCUUACACUGGAGUGGCGAGAAUUCAUCGAAACUCACAUUUACUAGUGAACAACUCAACAUCAACUAUGAUGUCACACUGAUAAAUGCACAGCUUAGUGAUGAAGGGCAGUAUGUGUGUACAGUGGAGUUUGAGGGAGGAGUGAAGCUUACUGCAGAGAUGAAUUUGACAGUUGUGACAGAUGCCAAACCUUCAGGUGGAAAGGAAGUCAUUAAAAAGAAAGGGAAAACACCUACAGGUGGUGGACUAUGGAAAAAUGAAGUGUUUGGCCUACAGCUGUGGAUCUGGAUUGCCGUAGGAGCCAGUUCUGUGGUUCUGAUUGUUCUUAUCAUUGUGACUGUUCUCGUCCGGCAAAGGAACAAACGAAUGAAGAAGAGAGUGAAAAAGCUGAGAUCCAUGCGGCAGCCCCUUACAGCCAAAGACUACUGCCGAUGCAGAGCUGAGAGUGAGGUGGAGUUGGUAGAGCAAGAGAGGCCGCUUCCAGUGCCCAGACAACAGCACAACCCGCGUACACGUACAGCAGGCUCGAACCAUACAAUCGAGAAGAGCAGAGUGCAAGACUACUGAGAAAAAAAUCAUGCCACACUGGGCCUGUGCUUUUAAAUGUGCAUUUUGCUUAAUGAUGCCAACGAAUAAGACAUGCACUUUUUGCUUUAGAUGAAUGAAUAUGCCAUGGUUACUGUUCCUUUAAAACAUUGUGUAUAUUUUGCUGAGUAUAUAAUAUAAUGUUUUUCACAACAAGAAUGUUGAAUGUUUCCAUUUUUCUUUCAAAAAUAAAAAUGUAAUAUUCUUUUAA
Molecule: messenger RNA, 1701 nt
Organism: Ctenopharyngodon idella (grass carp)
Lineage: Eukaryota; Metazoa; Chordata; Actinopteri; Cypriniformes; Xenocyprididae
Product: roundabout homolog 2
Exons: 10
Coding region: 186-1472 (428 amino acids)
Biological process (GO): interleukin-15-mediated signaling pathway; positive regulation of ERK1 and ERK2 cascade; T cell activation
Cellular component (GO): external side of plasma membrane; membrane raft
Molecular function (GO): protein tyrosine kinase binding; MHC class II protein binding
Source: RefSeq, a predicted model, not a curated record